GUGCAAAGAUUCUCCCGUAUAAUAGUAGUCGUAGCAACCACACACAAACCACAUCGUACACGCUAUCUCUUUCAUGAACGUAAAGCCAGUCUUACAGGUAUCUUUAAACAACAAUCGAAUAAACAAUCGAUCGAUAAUCCGUUCGAUGCAGGUGCGAUUGUUUUUUAAUUGGCGCCAUCGAAUCGGAAGAAGAAGACGAGAACAGACUCUUUCGGUCUUCGCGACGCGUCGGUACCAUUCUUGAUUGGUACUACUUUAUAUUAAAAGUUCUUGAUAGUUUGUGGUUGACUAUGUUAGUGGGUUUUCAUAGUGUUUCCGGUUUGGUGUCUGUGGAGAAAUAAUUAAAAGCUCUAUUUAAGCAAAUAAUUCCAUUACAAGUUCAUAGUGCAAUUGGUAACGUAAUUAUAAUAUUUUAUACUAACUUGAAGAUGCAUCCUUUUUUUUAUUUAUCCACAAAGAGCCAAUAACUUUCUCGUAUUUUAGUUAAAAAAAAAAGAAUUCUAAGUAAGAACAAGUAGUUUAAGUGUAGUGAUUUUUGCGUCAAAGUUAAUUAAAAUCAGUAGUAACAGUUAUUUUAUUGUGAACAAAGCAACAUGGGCCCCUUAACGAUGGGGCCCAUUAUUGGACAUCUGUGGUGGUUAGUGAUCAUCACUUUGGGUAGCGCUGAGAUUUUAGAAAAACCAAGGUUUAGAGGUUUAUACACCAAUGAACUUACAGAAGCCCAUGAAGCAAUACCAAUAAAAGUGGACCACAAUGGAAACCAUCUCUCAGACAGCCUCAUUCACCACUACAUAACAAAAAACGAUACUCUCAGAAUAAACGUAACAAUAUAUGCACAAGAUCAUCAUCUGGUUUUAACACCAAGUAAAGAUUUUUUGGCACCACAAGUUAUUAUAGAACGAAGACUAAAGGAUCGACAUGUUAGAACAAGACCGAAACAUAUCAGUGCUAAUUGUCAUUAUCAAGGAUACGUACAUGGAGAUGGAAAUAGUAGAGUAGCUUUAUCAACUUGCAAUGGAUUGGCAGGCACGAUCCAAACCAGUUAUGGAAAAUUCUUUGUCGAACCUUCAUACCAUCCUGAUCAAAUCAUUACUCCUGGACAUAAACAUCUGAUAUAUAAAAGAUCCGCAGUAAUAAACAGCCUACCAGAAAAUAUUACUCUAAAGAAAAAACGAAAAAAGAAACGAAAGAAAUACAAUCAUAAUCAGUCAAACUGUGGAACGAGAGAACCAAAAAGAUGGACACAAAUCGAAUGGCAAAAACAGAUGGGGAAAGUGAGAGUACAAGAACGCAAGCACAAGCAUAACAAAAUUCAGAAUAAAGUAAAAUUAAAUAAUGUUGAUCAAUCUCAGUGGAAGAAGCUCAAGUAUAAACACGUAAAUUCAGCGCAAAGGAGCAAGCGAUCUGUAAGUCAGCCACACUUUGUAGAAACCGCUAUUGUUGCUGAUGGUAGCAUGGUAGAGUUUCAUCAAGAUGGAGAUAUUGAAACCUAUAUUUUAACUUUAAUGAACAUGGUGUCUUCAUUUUAUCAAGAUCCAACAAUCGGCAACUACAUUAACAUAGCUGUGGUUAAGAUCAUCCUUUUGGAUGACUCUUCAGAAAAUCCAGAAUUUAAUUCGACAACAAAUGCGGAUGUAACACUCAAAAACUUUUGUAAAUGGCAAAGAGAACAAAAUCCUAAGGACGACUCACAUCCUCAUCAUCAUGAUGUUGCCAUUUUAUUAACCAGAAAAGACAUCUGCGCAAGACAAGAUACACCUUGUGGAACCCUAGGAGUAGCUCACAUAGGAGGGAUGUGCAAAGCAUCUAGAAGCUGCAGUGUCAACGAAGAUAAUGGAAUAACUUCUGCACAUACUAUAGCACACGAGAUGGGUCACAACUUUGGUAUGUUACAUGACACUGAAAAAAUUGGCUGCAAGAGGAAAGAAGGAAACAAGGUGCAUAUAAUGACGCCGGCUCUCGACGCAGAUGCUGUACAAGUUACUUGGUCAAAUUGCAGCCGAAGAGAAGUUACAAAUUUCUUAGAUAAAGGAAUGGGAAAAUGUUUGCAAGAUAGACCAUCCGAAUCCUACGAAUAUCCUGAGUUACCAGCAGGAGCUAUGUAUAAUGCAGAAUAUCAAUGCAGAUUUCAGUUUGGUACUCCCGACGCCACCGUUUGCACACCCCUGGACGAAAUCUGCUUUAGACUAUGGUGUACAGUAAACGAUUCAUGCACCACCCUCUUAAGGCCUGCAGCACCUGGAACAAAUUGUGGCAAACAUAAAUGGUGCCAAGAUCAAAAAUGCGUUCCAAUUAUGGAUCCACCGGUACCCAUAGAUGGCGGCUGGGGAGAGUGGAGCAGCUGGUCAGAAUGUUCUAGAACAUGUGGAUCUGGAGUCUCAAUAAUGAGCAGAGAGUGUGAUCAUCCUACGCCUACCGCUGGAGGAAAGUUUUGUGUUGGUGAAAGAAAACGUUAUAGAAUAUGUAAUACUGAUCCAUGUCCAGAAGGAGAGCCAACUUAUAGGGCUCUACAAUGUUCAUCAAACAAUAACAAAACGUAUGAGGGAAAAAAGUAUGAGUGGCAACCAUAUUUUGAUCAAGCGGAACCGUGUCAGUUAUACUGCAGUGACGUAAAUGAAACUCUUAUUGUACCUUGGGGAGAUUAUGCAGCCGAUGGCACGCCUUGUAAUGUAGUCUCAAGAGAUGUUUGUAUAUCGGGAAUUUGUAAAAAAGUUGGAUGCGAUUGGGUAGUCGACUCUGCGGCAAAAGAAGAUGAAUGUGGCAUAUGCCAAGGAGAUGGCACCAAAUGCGACAUUAUACAGGGUGAAUACAAGAAGCAAAGUAGUUUGCCAGGAUACAGAGAAAUCGUGGUGAUUCCUGGUGGAGCAAGAAAUAUUUUUGUAGCUGAAAAUGAUCAGUCUGAGAAUUAUAUUGGGUUGGAGAAUGCAUUGGAGAAAAAAUAUUAUUUAAAUGGAAAGAGACAUAUAACCUUACCAGGAGAAUAUAACGUAGGGGGUGCACAGGCUUUGUAUGAGAGAGACCAUUUGUUGGAAAAAAUUAGGAUUCCUGGUCCUAUUUAUGAGCCAAUAUUAGUUUCGAUAUACUUUGUUGGCAAAACUUAUAACCCAGGUGUAGUAUGGAAAUAUUCCAUCUGGAAACCAGAAGUCACAAAGCAAGUUAAAUAUACGUGGAUAAUGGAUGAAUGGUCCCAAUGUUCAGCUACUUGUGGUGGAGGUACUCAAUAUAAAAAGGCACUUUGUCAGGAAAGUACAGUGUCACCAGUGGCAUCAGAAUUAGAAAGUCCCACAAUAGUAGCAGAAGAAAUGUGCGAUGAUGUUACAAAACCAGAUAAGCAGGUCAGAAAUUGCAAUGAUGAUCCUUGUCCUUACAAAUGGUGGGUUGGUCCUUGGCAAGCUUGUCCAGUAACCUGUUAUGAUGGAGGAAAAAGGCCAAUGAGGAAACGAAACCUUAUGUGUAUAGACGGCAAAGAAGUUGCCUUGCCUGAUCACUAUUGCGAUAGAGGUGCAAAACCACAUGAAUAUGAACCAUGUAAACAUUUGUUACCAUGUGAAGCUUACGAAAGAUAAUGUAUGUUUUUUUUAAUAAAAAGUAGAUUUAGUAUAUAUAAAAUUUUUAGGGCUUUUGUGCAUAACUUAUAUCUGUAUUCUACUAAAUAAUAAUUUAUUUAUUUAUUGAAUUAUUAGUUUAACAUGGUAACAGAAUUGUCUUAUUAGGUUAAUAUUAGUCCUCCGUAACUAUUUAGUUUUUUGUUUUUUUUUAUGUAAAAUAUAUUUUUAUUUUAUUUAAUACACUAAUUUUAAAUUUUGCAGGAAUAUAUUAAAUACAGUAAUUUUAAAACAAAAUUUUUAAAAAAUUAUGAUUUUAUUUAUAAAUUAGAAGACUGAACAUGUUAUCUAAUAUUAGUAAAAUAUUUUUUUGCUUACAUUUGUUUGGCGUGCUUAAUUAAGUUUAUUAAUGUAAUAAAAAUUUAUGAGCUUUAGUUACA
This is a messenger RNA of Anthonomus grandis grandis, 3985 nucleotides long. Its product is annotated as A disintegrin and metalloproteinase with thrombospondin motifs 7-like. Bases 594 to 3566 code for a protein of 990 amino acids. The record is from RefSeq and is a predicted model, not a curated record. Gene Ontology annotation, biological process: extracellular matrix organization; proteolysis. Lineage: Eukaryota; Metazoa; Arthropoda; Insecta; Coleoptera; Curculionidae. Gene Ontology annotation, molecular function: metalloendopeptidase activity. Gene Ontology annotation, cellular component: extracellular matrix. The transcript is spliced from 18 exons.